AGAUAGAGAAAGCAAGCGAGGGGUCGGCCUCCAUCCGCCGAUGCAAGCCAACCUCAAUCCUCUUCUUCUCUUUGAUCCGUGGAAGAAGCAAAGCAUCCAUCAGAUCUGGGGCGUUGGGGAGCAGUUCUCACCCCGCAAGUCUCACAGGUGAAGUUGCGCAUUCAGUUUCUGAUAUCAGAUUAUUUGGGUGUAGAUGCUAAAAACACAAAUGCGGGCUUAGACGAGAUGAGGGAUGUUAACAAAAUUGAUGAACCUUUUUAAGGCCUGCUGGCAACCAUCUUCAGACAGAUACACCCACACAGAUUCUGAUUUGGCUGGUCGACAGGAUGGGCUUCUAUGGUACAAGGACAGUGGGGAGCAUGUUUAUGGUGAGUUCUCCAUGGCCGUUAUACAAGCAAAUAACUUGCUGGAGGAUCAGAGCCAACUUGAGUCCGGACCUCUCAGCUCACUGGAAUGUGGCCCAUAUGGAACUUUUGUUGGUGUUUAUGAUGGGCAUGGUGGUCCAGAAACUUCUCGAUAUGUCAAUGAUCAUCUCUUUCAGAACAUGAAAAGAUUUGCAACAGAGCAGCAGUCAAUGUCAACUGAUGUAAUAAGAAAGGCAUACCAGUCAACAGAGGAGGGUUUUAUCUCCUUCGUAACCAAACAAUGGCCUGUGAAGCCUCAGAUUGCGGCUGUAGGCUCAUGUUGUCUGGUUGGGGUGAUAUGUGGCAGUACACUUUAUAUAGCUAAUGUUGGUGACUCCCGCGCUGUUUUAGGAAGAGGUGUGAAAGCAACUGGAGAAGUUUUGGCUGUGCAAUUGUCAGCGGAACACAAUGUAGCAAUUGAAUCUGUGAGACAAGAAUUGCAUUCGAUGCAUCCUGAUGAUAAACAAAUUGUUGUUUUAAAGCAUAAUGUAUGGCGUGUAAAGGGCAUAAUCCAGAUCUCCAGGUCAAUUGGUGAUGUAUAUCUAAAAAAGGCUGAAUUUAACUGUGAACCAUUGCAUGUAAAAUUCAGGCUUCGAGAGCCAUUCAAGAAGCCUAUACUGAGUGCAGAACCAUCAAUUAUUGUGCAACCACUACAACCUCAAGAUCAGUUCCUUAUAUUUGCAUCUGAUGGGCUCUGGGAGCAUCUUAGUAAUCAAGAAGCUGUUAAUAUUGUCCAAAACAACCCUCGAAAUGGGAGUGCUCGGAGACUCAUCAAAGCUGCGUUACAAGAAGCUGCAAAGAAACGUGAGAUGAGGUACUCGGAUCUCAAGAAGAUCGACCGCGGAGUUCGUCGACAUUUCCAUGAUGACAUAACUGUAAUAGUCGUAUUCCUUGACUCGGAUCUUGUUAGCAGAGCCAGCUCACUCAAGGGACCCUCCUUUUCUGUACGAGGUGGCGGCAUCAAUACCCGAGCACAUUCUCUUGCUCCCUCCACAAUACCGACAGAAGAUCUUGCUAGCUUGUAGGUAGAUCCUUCUUGUUCUAUUCACUGAAAUGUACCAAAUCAAAACAGGCCAGCCUUCUUUACCUGCCUAUCAAACAAGCAAAGGGUGAACUUCCUCAGCGACUUCACACGGUAACCGAAUAUAGACCUUGGAGGGUGUAAUACUUAGCCAAGGAGGAGCUCUAAAAGAUAACAACUUUUUGCUAAUUUCAAAACUUUGUUCAGGUUAUACUUUGAAUUUAUCAUGUAUCAUUUUUUUGACCCACUCUUUUCACUUGUUCUAGUAUCUUUAAUUCAAUCAGCUACUGGAUGCCCCCACAAUAGAUACAAGGGUAUGUUCAAAUCACCUUUUAAACCUCUUGCUACGUCUUUACCUCUGAUAUCA
Messenger RNA from Zingiber officinale, 1792 nucleotides. RefSeq names its product probable protein phosphatase 2C 60. Bases 233 to 1429 code for a protein of 398 amino acids. Gene Ontology annotation, biological process: protein dephosphorylation. NCBI's taxonomy places the organism in Eukaryota, Viridiplantae, Streptophyta, Magnoliopsida, Zingiberales, Zingiberaceae. The record is from RefSeq and is a predicted model, not a curated record. The transcript has 5 exons. Gene Ontology annotation, molecular function: cation binding; protein serine/threonine phosphatase activity.